GUCAUUUGGGUUGCAGUUGCCAUGGAAACAAAGAAACUGAAGCUAAAUCUCAGUGACCUGGAAGCAAAAACUGAUCAACUGACUUUGGAGAAAAGAGAUUUACAAAACCAGACUGAAGAUCUGAGGAUGAACAUGACAAAACUAGACAAUCAGAAUCAAGAUCUGAGGGUGAACAUGACAAAACUAGAGAAUCAGACACAGCAGCUGAAUGCAGAGAAGAUGUUCUAUGAGAACCAAACCAAGGAGAUGACGGUUAACAUGACAAUCCUACAAAACCAGAACGAGCAGCUGAGAAACAACAGUGACAAACUCAGCAAGAUCCAGGCAGCAAUCAUCAGAUACUCCAACUUUCCAGCUGAUCUCUUCUGCCCUGAUGGAGUUUGUCAGACGUGUCCCAAAGACUGGAUUCAGUUUCAGGAAAGCUGCCAUUUUUUUUAUAACUUAAACUCUCAGUGGAAAACAUGGGACCAAAGCCGACAGUUUUGUCAAGGCAAAAAGUCAGACCUGGUGGUUAUCAGCAGUCAAGAGGAACAGACGUUCAUUAAAAGCAAAGUACAAUACUACUAUGACACCUGGCACGGAUACUGGAUUGGUUUACAAAAAGUGAACAACUGGAUCUGGGUGGAUGGCAGUCCAGACAACCUUGGGUACUGGCAGAACCCAGGGAGCUCAGAAAAUUUUGCAUAUAUAAUUCAAAAUGCAGAUUUGAACCAGAGUUGGAUCCAAUUCAGAAAUAGCUUUCGGAACAGAUUCAUCUGUGAGAUUAAAGCUUUAAUUUUCUGAUCAGUUAAACUGAACUUUUUUACUGCUACUGUGUUUCUUCUGUCUUUACUUUUUCAUUUUUUUAGUUGAGUGGAGAUAUGUUAUAAACCUUAAUAUCAUGAUUAAAAUUGUUACAAUCAAGCCUCAAAUCUCAGAAUAUUAGCUUUAAAUGUCUGCAGCUCUGGGUUGUUGCAUGACCCAACUUUGACCUCCUGAUCUCCUAAAAACAAACCCUGACCAGCCCACACUGCACUAGAGAAUAGGGAGGCUUGUUGUUUUGUCAUCUUCAUUUUGGCCAAAAGUCCCAAAGUUCUGUGGUUCUGCUUUCCACUAACUUCAUGAUCUUCUGUCAUUUUAAUGCAACAUACCUGUUCUGACCGCUUUAGAUCUGGUUUUGUUCUUGUUUUGUUUUCACUGUGUACCAAUUGUGGAUUUGGAAAUCUGCCUCAUUUCGUAAAUCAGUUUCAUAUUUUGAUUGGAAAUAGGUUGAGACUUUGAAAUACUUUGAAUUGAAUUUCAAUUACCUUAGAGUCCAGCCUCACAGUGAGCAGGUUCUUUUUUAGGAUUAAGAAGGUCCAAAACUCUGCAGACCUUUGUAAAACUACUCCACCCCUUUUUUUUAGUCUGCCUCAUCUGAACAUGACAGAAAACCAGACUGUCCAAAAGGACUUGUAAUGGCCAACUUCUAUGAACAGUUAAAAAAUAAUGUUUUAGUCUACAUUAAAUAGCAUGUAUUUAAAUAAAAAUGUUGUUAUAUCCACUUCACAUGGACAGGUAAAUGUAAAAAUGGUGCAGAAAUGUUGAUUUUUUACAUUUAAAAAAAUAACGUCUAUUUACAAAAGAUCUAAACAAGUGUGGCUGUAGAGAAAUUGUAUACGAGGAAACUUAUAUAUAAAUAUUUAUUCAAUACAUUUUCUUUUUUAAUGUUUUGCUUGAACUAUAAUCCCAUAAUAAACUUCUUCAAAACUC
This is a messenger RNA of Oryzias latipes (Japanese medaka), 1731 nucleotides long. The record is from RefSeq and is a predicted model, not a curated record. NCBI's taxonomy places the organism in Eukaryota, Metazoa, Chordata, Actinopteri, Beloniformes, Adrianichthyidae.